AAGGUGGUUUCUAACUUAUGCUGACAUCACUUCCUUGUGUGAAGAGAAACCUCAGUAGAAAGAAUUGGGAGGAUUUUGACUCUUUUGGCCUUCCAUAAGCCCGAUACUACACUGACAAGCCGAGGCGUGUGCAGACGGAGCUGGCUUAGCCGAACAGCCAGGCCAUGUCUUUAAAGAUGGAGCUGGAUGUCAGUGGAGUUUCCCGGGCCCCUGUGUCCGUUUUACCCGCUGCUGAGGUCAAAGCCACGCUAAAGCCUGAGGUAGAGAAACCGCGCUGCUCCAGCACGCCCUGCUCACCCAUCAAAAGUACUGUCUCAGGAUACCAGAUCCUCCACAUGAACUCUAACUACCUGGUGGGCUUCACCACUGGUGAGGAGCUUCUCAAACUGGCCCACAAGUGGUCCGGGCCAGAGAAGAGUGGCACAGAGCCUUUGCCUGGUGCCAUCCAGAAGCCCAUGGAUUUAGGGAUGCACCGUGCUUCACGUGUUUACAAAACCAAAAGCCGUUACUACCAACCUUACGACAUCCCUUCCAUUAACGGGCGACGCAGAAGACGAAUGCCCAGCUCAGGCGAUGCCUGCUUCCGAUCUUCAGCAGCAGGGGAGAGCAGUAAGGCCCUGCAUGGCCCGUUGCCCCUCUGCUUGCUCAAGGCCAAGCGUGCGCACUCUAAAUCUCUGGACUACCUCAACUUGGACAAGAUGAGUCUCAGCGAGCCGGCCGACACCGACGUGCUGCAGUACCAGCUCCAGCACCUGACACUGCGCGCCGAGCGCAUCUUCACCAGGAACAAAACAUGAACGGAUGAAAAUGGGCCAGUCGCACCCACAGCCAGGCCUCACACACCCCAAGAACUGGCUGCUGUCUUUGGGCCUUGCGUUUCUCCAGUCAGAUCAUAGGCAGAUCCUGUAGUAAAGGCAACUGUAGGCCACUAAUCUCAUUAUUUUAAGAACUGUUUGUUAACCAGAAGGUUCAGCGAGGUUCAGCUAACAAACUUUAACCUGUGAACAAAGUGAAGUUGUUUUAAUAAUGUGUGUGUAUGUGUGUGUGUGUGUGAGUAAGACAGAGAGAAGUGUUGGGAUAAGUUUGUUCUGGAUUAGCAAUAAACUAUAUGCUUAACAGUUGCUACUACUGUUUGUGUGUGUGUGUGUGUGUGUGUGUGUGUGUGUGUGUGUGUGUGUGUGUGUGUGUGUGUGUGUGUGUGUGUGUACACCUGUGCUGAGGUGAAAAUGCCUCUUUUGCAGAAAAUGUACCUAUAACCUGCACUAGAUCAUACUGUUAGCCAUUUGGAUUUCAUUUUUUUCUGGUUUAGCAUAGGUCACUGUGGUGUUCUCCUGACGUUAACCUUUUAGCAUUAGCAUCUUCACACUCGUAUAUGUGUCAGUAGGUGAUCUUGGCACUCAUUUACCUGCCAUUUAGGUGAAACUCGAUGUUAAAAAUUAAAUAAAUAAAACACAGACUGUUAAACAAGUUAUUUAAGACGGUCAGAUAAAGCUUGCAUUCACUCGCGCUGAGAUUAGUGCCUCACAUACACACUAUUAAUCCCCUUUAGUUUCUCCAGCUGUCAUUUUAUCUCUAUCUUUACACCGAGUAAUCCUGCACGGUUAUUUACUCCAUACAUGAAGGAUAUUUGUGAACAGUGGUAAUAUUUAUUUUGACUGGUUCACAUGGAUUCAUUAUAUUUUUCUUAUGCUGGUGCACAGCAUUGCUACUAAAACAAACCAAAGGAUGAACUUUGGCUGUCCUGGGAAAAACUUGAUUGAGAAUGCAAUUUUUUUGUGUGUGUGCAACAACACCUGACAAUCAUAUUUCUACCCAACAAUCCAGACAGUUCAAACCCCUUACUCUUAGUUUUGGUGCACAUCAGACAUUGUAUUUCUUAUGUCACACUCGUCUCGUGUCUCAUCCUCUUAAAAUAUUUCCUGACUUGAUUACUGUUAGUCACAUUAUAAACACUACCACAGUUAAUAGUGUGAAUCUGAUGCACUGGUUUGAGGCAUAUAAUGUAUUUUUUUAGGACCAUCUGGGUCUAUGGUUUGAUCAAACAAUAAUGUAUACUGUAUGUUUAAAAAAAAAAAAAAAAAAGAAUCCCCCAAAACUACACUGAUAAUAUUUGAGUGGCUUACGCUAUGACUGUUUUUAUUUUAUUUAUUUAUUAUUAUUUUUUUAAUUGUCAUACUAAUUUGAUUCACUUUUCCUUGAAGCGGUGUAUGGUGUAAUAGUGUAAAUCUACAAUCAUGUAGGGGCAGGAGAGAGGGGUGUUUAGUGGACGAUUUGUCCCAUCGUGCCCCACCCUUUAUUUCUUCCCAUUUCUUCCAAAUAACUUUGACUCCUACUGAGUGUUCUCUUUCUAGAUUUUUUCCUUCACUUCCUCGAUGAGUUCCAUGCUUCGGACUGAAACCGUGCACUUGUUCUCCUUUUCCCCUCAAUUUUUGUCUACUUUUGUGUAUUAAUAAUAUGUUGUAUAAAUAUUCUCAGCACCUUAGAUUCACAAAUAUUGGUGAUGUAUUGGUCAUGUUUUCUUCUGUCUUCUUCUGAUGAACUGCAUAACAUCUUGUUUACAUAUUGCUUUAUAAUAAGACUGUAACGCUGUUAUCAGUUUGUGCUUCUUCUUUUUUCUUUCUUCACCCUCCCCUCCUUUUAAUCUAUUUAUUUUUAUUUUUUUUAAAGAUUAAGGGUUUGGAUCAGAGUGUGACAUGAAUGUAACGGAUAUCGUGUGCUGUUGUGUUAUGUAUCUCAUGUAUAUGGAAGCUAGAAAUGGUUUCUGUGACUCAGGACUGAGUCUUUAUUUAUCAGUACACUGGGACAACAAACUACUCCUAAUUGUUAGCUCAUGUAAAACUUUAUAUAUAAAGAAACCCUGAGAGAAAAGGAGUACUUUAAUAUGUGACUAUUACUAUUAACAUAUUAAUAGUGUAGGCUUCAUAUUGUUUUUUUUUUCUUUUCUUCUUUUCUUUUUCUUUUUCUUUUACUAAGGCUCUAUCGCCUCAAUGCAACGUUCCUGGACUCUGAAGGUACCGUCACCUUGUUUGUGAUCGAACGCAUUUUUCCCAUUCUUGCAACACCAUCCCUUCUUAGCCUGCUGGACUGUUUUGCUCCGUGUGCGUGAAUGCGAUGUGUCAGGACACAGUGACGCUAAUGAACUAAACUCAGCCUCACAGAUUCACUGCUUCUCUGUGAGGUGUACAGACACAAAGAGCCAUGCUAGGUCCCAGUGCCUUGAGCUCUAGUGAACAUACGACACGCUUUUAUUCGUGUCGGCCUUUUCUGCCGAGUAACACUUCUCUAGCUAGUAUGUUUACAUGGUUAGGGUGAACUAUGUUAAUCUGUAAUCCUGUAGGCUGACUGCGUUUCCGUUUCCUUGUCCUGCUGAGUGUUUGUGUGACCUGCAAUGCUUUCAUCUGUAUUAAGUUUAACCUUACACUUACCAUGAUUAAAACACUACGCUGCA
Molecule: messenger RNA, 3448 nt
Organism: Tachysurus fulvidraco (yellow catfish)
Lineage: Eukaryota; Metazoa; Chordata; Actinopteri; Siluriformes; Bagridae
Gene: macir
Product: macrophage immunometabolism regulator
Exons: 2
Coding region: 165-797 (210 amino acids)
Biological process (GO): negative regulation of fibroblast migration; negative regulation of cytokine production involved in inflammatory response
Source: RefSeq, a predicted model, not a curated record